Molecule: messenger RNA, 621 nt
Organism: Suillus plorans
Lineage: Eukaryota; Fungi; Basidiomycota; Agaricomycetes; Boletales; Suillaceae
Exons: 2
Source: RefSeq, a predicted model, not a curated record
CGAGGACUUGUCGUAUGUUCUUGUGGUUCGACUGGGAGGGUAACCAAAAGCGCCAAGCUAUUGAAACGCAUGGUUGAAGAAGAUAUAUUUGACUUUGUUCUUGCCUUCGCUGGAAUAUCCACACUAGAUGCGGUCGUCGUCCCCGCUUUGAACCGAUUCGUGGAAAACGUGUAUGUUUACGAUAUGAAGUUGUGGGAGGCCCUGGAGGAGUCGUUUGGGGAGGACAGACACGCCCUCAAUCACUCACCGGUGCUGCUGUCGUUUUCAGAUUUUAAGAUCGACAGCAAUCAGAAGAGACACCGUGUGGUUGAUACCAGGGUGCUCGCAUACUCAAACCUCCAGGACGGCAGGCCUUGGGGCCUUGAUAUCUUCCGUUGUUUCAAUGCAACAUGCCAAGCUCCGGCGUACAACAUUAUAUUCCAUCCGCAUGGAAAGCAGUACUAUGGGAAGCAUUGGGUGGAGACAAAGAUUAGAUAUUCGUGCCUUGUGUGCAAGGAGACGGUAAGGGGAAUUUCUUGUCCAACUUGGAUCCAUGGGGCUCGAUCUCAGAACUAUGGACGUGUCUGGUAUCAGUGGCCGCUUACUCCAGAGCAGCAACGGGACAUUGGUAUCAUAUCAUGA